GCGUGGCAGACUCCGCGUCGCUCGUCCGCCGCAAAAUCCCGGUGGGAAAUGGCAAUGGACGUUCGCGCGACCCACCAUCUCACACAGGUUGUGGCGUAGCGUACCAGAGGGUGGCGCUCGCGGCCGACCGUGCGGCGCAGCACGGCAGCAGCACCAGCUAAGCUCGUGGCGAUGCAGGCGCGCCCUUACCCCGCGUGCCUGCCGGGUCUGGCGGUGGCGGGCGCCGCCGGGUGCGGGAGCAGGCGCAGCGGCCUUCCCCCCUCGACAGGCCGCAUCAGCAGGCGGACUCCCGUCGGCCGAGGGGUUGCCACCAGCGUUCGCGCCGUCGACGGGGCUUCCGCCGCGGCCGCUGUCGCCGCGGCCGCCGACGCCCCGCUCCCGCCCCCGCAGGUCACCUGGCAGAUCGUCGUCGGCGCCGUAGCUGGAGUGACGCCUUUCGUCGUUGCAGGGAUCGAGUUCAGCAAAAGAAUCUUCGCGCAAAAGAAGUGUGAGGUCUGUGGAGGUUCUGGCCUGGUAAUGAAGAAAGACUAUUACGUUCGGUGCCAGGGGUGUGGUGGUUUUCUUCCAUGGCAGUCUUGGAGAAGAUUCUUCACGGGCUGAACGCGGUCAUCUAGCCCCCUGAUCAUCAGUACUUUUACUAGCGCUGUUGCUAAAGAUGGAUAUGGGGAUAUAGGGAAAUUUGUGAGAUACAAGUUGAGCUACUUUGUGUUUCAAGUGUCUUGUCGCUAAACCAAGAAGCAGUACAGGCAUGGAAUUGCUCGUAUAUCCUCUUGUUAGUUGCAAAAUUUAAAAUUCUAAAA
Molecule: messenger RNA, 800 nt
Organism: Panicum virgatum (switchgrass)
Lineage: Eukaryota; Viridiplantae; Streptophyta; Magnoliopsida; Poales; Poaceae
Exons: 4
Coding region: 172-600 (142 amino acids)
Source: RefSeq, a predicted model, not a curated record